GGUCCCUGCCGGCCAAUGGCUGGGUGCUGCGCCUCCUCCGGCCGGGCCGAGGCGGGGGCCGUCACUUCCUUCGCCUCCAGCCGGCACCAGCGAGGAGGAGGAGGAGGAGGAGGAGGAGGAGGAGGAGGAGGAAGGGGCGGGGAGCCUGCCCGUGCCACCAACAUGCCCUUUGAUUUCAGGAGGUUUGACAUCUACAGGAAGGUGCCAAAAGACCUUACGCAGCCAACAUUUACAGGAGCAAUUAUCUCUGUGUGCUGCUGCUUCUUCAUACUGUUUCUCCUCCUAUCUGAACUCACUGGAUUCAUAGCCACAGAAGUAGUUAACGAGCUCUACGUGGAGGAUCCAGACAAAGACAGUAGUGGCAAAAUAGAAGUAACUUUAAACAUCAGCUUGCCAAAUCUGCACUGUGAAUUGAUUGGACUGGAUAUUCAAGAUGACAUGGGAAGACAUGAAAUUGGUCACAUUGACAACUCAGUAAAAAUUCCCCUGAAUAAUGGGGAUGGAUGCAGGUUUGAAAGCCACUUCAGCAUCAAUAAGAUUCCAGGUAACUUUCAUGUUUCAACACACAGUGCCACUGCACAGCCUCAGAACCCUGACAUGACACAUGUCAUCCACAGACUAUCUUUUGGUGAUCAGUUACAGGCCCAGAAGGUUCGUGGAUCUUUCAAUGCAUUGGAAGGGGCAGACAAGCUCAGCUCAAACCCCCUUGCAUCACACGAUUAUAUACUGAAGAUUGUUCCCACUGUGUAUGAAGACAUGAGCGGAAAACAGCAGUACCCAUUUCAAUAUACUGUCGCUAAUAAGGAGUAUGUGGUAUACAGCCAUACAGGACGCAUCACUCCAGCUAUCUGGUUCCGUUAUGACCUGACUCCCAUCACAUUGAAAUAUAUAGAAAGGCGGCAGCCUUUGUACAGAUUUAUCACAACAAUUUGUGCCAUCAUUGGAGGGACGUUCACCGUGGCUGGUAUUCUUGACUCCUGCAUUUUCUCUGCCUCUGAAGCCUGGAAGAAGAUCCAGCUGGGGAAGAUACAGUAGGAAAGCAUCUCUCUGUCCGGUUCUGUGAGAAGAAACAAAGAAUGAGAAGCCCACAGCUAUCUUUCUUUCCCUAUUGGUUUAGUUGAUACAUGUAACAUUGAGUUAGUGCUUUGAUAGUCUUUUAAAGCAGUAAUUGAAACAAAAACAAAAUAAACUACCCCUAUACCAAUCCAAUCCACCCUAAGUAUCUUGAGGUUAACUGUGUUAGCAAACAGAUAUUUAAAAGAUAGAAAGAAGUGUUAGUCUGUUUCACCAUUAAAGGGAGAAGGGAGGAGGAAGAGAGAGGAGUGUUGUGGCAUUUCUAACCAGUCAUAUUUUAAUAUCCCCAAAGUGUCAAAUAAAAUAAAAUCCUUAUUUUAACAUAAGUAAACAAAACAAUUAUUUUAAUAUAAACAAAUUACUUAUUUUAACAUUAGCUUUUGUGGAUUACAAUCCACUUUUUCAGAUGCACUGAUGGAGUGUUACACUGUGUGCAUAGUACUCUAUAUAUUAGGCUUGUGCACUGAUUCGGUUUGGUCAGACCCAUCGGCCAGUUCGGCUUGUUCAGCUUAUUCAGCUGACUGCCCCCGGUGGCGCAGUGGGUUAAAGCACUGAGCUGCGGAAUUUGUUGAUCGAAAGGUCGCAGGUUCGAUUCCGGGGAGCGGCGUGAGCUUCCACUGUCAGCACUAGCUUCUGCCAACCUAGCAGUUCGAAAAAAUAUAAAUGUGAGUAGAUCAAUAGGUACUGCUCCGGCGGGAAGGUAACGGUGCUCCAUGCAGUCAUGCCGGCCACAUGACCUUGGAGGUGUCUACGGACAACGCUGGCUCUUUGGCUUAGAAAUGGAGAUGAGCACCACACCCCAGAGUCAGACAUGACUGGACUUAAUGUCAGGGGACUACCUACCUAACAAUAAGGGCUCAGCUGCCAUGUUUGUUUGUUUUUUGGCUGAAAUGUCCCACCUGGCUGCAGGUGCAGUUUCUUCCCUUCUGUUUGGGAACACAUGGUGCAUGCUUUCUUAAACCCAUUCUUCAAGCCAGGCUCCUUUGAAAGGAAGAGAGGAAUGGGCCCCAGGAAGGGUGCUUCCUUAACCCCAUCCCUCAGCUCAGGCCCCCCAGAAAGGAAGAAAGGAAAGGGUCCCAGGAACAGAAAGGGGAGCCUUGAAAGUUCCUCAUUCCAACCAAUGGGCUAGAUCUUUCCGGAUCUUUCAGCUGCCUAACUGAAAAGAGAUUUUUCCAUUAGUCGAUUUUCAUGAGUCACCCGAAAACAGAUCUGGGUACCCAACAAAAUUUGGAUACCAAAAAUGGAUCGCCCUCCAGCCAAAUUACACAAGCCUACUAUAUAUGUAUCUAUUGUGAAGGAUUUGUUCUCAAGAGGAAAUCAAACACAUUAAGGGAAAUGACAUGCAAAUAUUUUGGGGGGGCAGUGCCUGAAAAGUUUUUUUUUGAGAGAUGCUCUUGACAAGUGAUAGUGUUAAAUAGGAUAAAUAUUAACAGUACCUGAUUCCAUAACAAAAUUAGAGAACAGUUAAUUUUUUUGACUCUUUGAGGUUAUUAAAAUAUCUCAGCCAACUGACUAUCCAGUCUUGAGUGUUUACAGAUAGCAUAAAGUACUUGAAAACUUGAACAUAAUGAAUGAGAUGAGAUUAUAAGAGUCUGGCUUUGUAUAAGAGAGGGAGCUUCUAUAGGACUCGUUCAAAGCCUUUGAUGUACGAAGAAGAUACGAAGAAUUCAAGUAACCUGGACAGGAAAGACGUGUGUCUUCCAUAUAUGCAGAACAGAUAAGAUGUUGCCCUCACUAUGAGGAAUCCCAAUACUUGCACACCACCUUCAAUGGUACACCAUCUCCAGUUUUAAUUUGCUAAUACUUUCCAGACUGACAGCCAAAAAGGCAAAGGAAUAUUAUUAUUUGAUGCCUAAGAUACUGGCAUAGCAUUUUGAGGAACAGGACAAAGUUGCUGCACAGAGAUUUUCCUACUGAUAUAUUUCAAUCUGAAGCAUAUAACAAUAGGUUUUUCACUCCCAAAGAAGAGUCCUGGGAAGCAGAACUUUUAUCAAGUAUUUUUUUAUAGACAGUCAACAUAGGGAACUAAAAUAGGAUAUUUCCACAGACCUCAAAUAGCCCUUUGUUAUAUGAACCAACUGAUAAUAUUACAUGCUUUGUACGUUUUAUGCUACCUGGGACUGCAUACACAUCUACUAUGUGUUUUCUAGGUUUUGCUGCACUUCUUAAAACAAACACUAAGAACCCUCAUGUUACAAUUUGGAGAAAAGCAUUAUUCUGCAGUUGGAACAGUGUGUGGUCCUAUAAGGGUUGCCUUUUUAAAAAAAACAAAUGUGUGUCAAAUUGAUACAGUGUGACUAAGUAACUUUGGCCCAGAUGUAUUUCAAAGUAUAAUUCUGUGUAUGUUUUUUGUCAGUAAAUCCCAAUCAAUUCAGUGGGGCUCAUUCUUAAAGAAAUAUCAGAUUACAGUCUCAAUCUGUCCAGUAAAAUUCACGGUUUUGGUAUAGGGAAGAUAGUUGGUUUUUGUCUGUUAAAAGUAGUAUGGAUUUUUUUUUCAUUAUCCCUUUCUUUCCUGAUUUUUUUUCUAUCCCUAGAUUUUCCCCUACUUUUCUUAUGAAAUAUCUUGCUACCUUGGUGUAAAACUGGAUUUUAUAAAUUCCUGUAUCUUGUUUAAUAUUUGGAUGGAUUUUAUACAUUUUUUUCAUUCGCAAAAAUCAAGUUGAAAAUAAUACAUGUGUGUUGUUUCAA
Messenger RNA from Anolis sagrei ordinatus, 3762 nucleotides. It is a transcript of the gene ERGIC1, whose product is annotated as endoplasmic reticulum-golgi intermediate compartment 1. The record is from RefSeq and is a predicted model, not a curated record. Lineage: Eukaryota; Metazoa; Chordata; Lepidosauria; Squamata; Anolidae.